Sycon ciliatum is the source of this 2758-nucleotide messenger RNA. RefSeq lists its product as uncharacterized. The record is from RefSeq and is a predicted model, not a curated record. The transcript is spliced from 2 exons. Bases 290 to 1990 code for a protein of 566 amino acids. Lineage: Eukaryota; Metazoa; Porifera; Calcarea; Leucosolenida; Sycettidae.
UCGUAUUCUGGUAUUCGAGGACGAAAGUCGAAGUAAACGUCGUUGUCUCGAAAACCAGAGACACCUGUAGGCUGUAAUAAGUGGAACUGAAAGGUGACGGGACCCAGUAACUGGUUGAAAGACGUUUCUUCGCCCCAGUCAAACAAUCUUAGACACGGAAGAGGUUUUCGUCAGCUCAGAGUUGCUGCAGUCCGCUGUUGAGGACAAUGAACUUCUUUCCCAGCGAUCCUCGCUGUGUUGGUCAAGUAAAUAAUUACUAGUAGUCCAUUCAGGAGCCGUGCUGAACGACAUGCCGAGUCAGGAUGACUGGCUGCUCAACGGACAUCACACUGCUUAUGCUUUGGGCGGCUUUCUAGGAGUGCUCAUUGUGUCCCUAUUGCUAUGUUUGAACUUCAAGCGACUGGGCAAACGUCAACGGGUAGCACUCGAGGUGCAUGCGGCGGAGAGUAACUCCAUGCCAAUUAGCCAUGGUGGUACAUCAGUUAGCACCCGGUCAUCUCAUGCUCUUGCAGGCGAUGACCCGACUCUGGACACUGCCAAGGUAGAAGAGGGAGAAGAUUUGCCCAUUGACGACGGGGAGAGCAGUGCUGCAACAUCGCCCGUCACUGUUAAAAACAACAUAAUUGGAGGAGCUGAUGGUGGUCUGUUGGUAACGGAAGACCCUAGCAGUCCGUAUGCCCAACUAUCAGGCAUCAAACUGGACAUUCAAGUGGAGAACAUUGAAAAUGAAGAUGAUGUGGACGGUACUGCAGUCAGGAUUGGGUCACGACGUGGCUCAUUCAACAAGAGUUCUUUGAGAAGCUCAAAGAAGAAAGACAAGAGAAAUAGUGUUCAGAGCAGCGGCACACUGAAUCUAGGCGAUGACAAAGGUGAUUAUGCAAGUGUGUCAUCCGUUCUAACUAGUGAUGUAGCAUCCGAUUAUAUUGUAGAGGGCGACAACCAUUCACUCAGAAGUCGCGGGUCGAUCAAGAGUCGGCGCAAUUCGUUGCGUGCAACACGAAAGCCCUCUUCUAGCCUUCCCUGCGCUCCACAGUCACCGCUGUCACCAAUACCAACAUGUAAGCCAACGUCCUUGUCAUCGGGAGUAGCUACUGCAUCUGGCACAUCUCUUACUGCUCCUGGCGCACCACCCGGUGCACCUAGUGGCGGCGGAGCCAGUGCUAACAACCAGUCGACUUAUGCAUGUGUUUCACCCGUACUCACCAGAACAACCUCUCCAGAAGUUGACAUGAAUGAUGAUGCCUCAGUACAAAGUCCUUGCUCUGUGAGGGACUCCACCAGCAGCAGGGCAUCCCGGCGGGAUCGCAUUGCCAGCCUACCUCUGGUUUCGGCUGACUAUGCGAGCGUGACAAUCGUACGGAAUGGAAGUCCCGUUGCAGCAGGAGUGGACGGGAUCGACGUUCAAGAAACUGAGCCUGCAGAGGGUCAUUAUGCAGCGGUUCUGCGUGUGAAUUCGGACAACGAGGAGGACAUGGGCAACGCAAUCAUGGAGCUGAAUCGUCUGCAAAAGUCCUGCUCCGUAGGCGGCGACUAUGCACAAGUUGAUUUAAAUGCUGUCAUGAGAUCUCGUGACAAGUCACUCGGUGAUGAUGCUGAUGUGAAAGAGUUGACUGGUGGGAAAACAGACGCGCACAAGCGGAUCAAGCGUCUGCAGACCUUACCCGUGGAUCAGUUGAGCAAAGAUGUACCAUACGCGCGUCCCAAGAAGCUUAGUAUUGAUCAUGGUGACAGUAGUACUAUGAGCACGUACGCUCAGCCAAUCAAAAAACAGUCACUCACCAACGCAUCCGAGCCAACCUCGUCGUCGGCUCCGACAACUCAUGAAGAUGCAUAUGCCAUGCUUAGCCCCUGCGAGUCACGUAAAGCAGUGCCGGAAGAGAACCCUUAUGCUCACCCGGCACUGCCAGAGAGGACAGCUGAUGCGCUCUCCUUGUUGUCCUCUGAUCUUGUCCUGUCCAGCGAUGAGCCAUUGAUGGAAGUGCCAAGUUAGCUUGUCAAGUCCUUCUUAUAGUUGUAUCUGCAUUGCCCGCUGCUUUCCAGGAGGGUUUACCGCUUGCGUGAACAAGCGUAUCUGUGUGUUUAUGAGACGUUGGAGUAGGUCUACUAGUAGCACUUGUGAUGCACUGACCUACUACUCUCCGGCUUAUUCUCCAGCGCCUAUCAUGCUCCGGCUACUGCAUGUGCACGUGCCAUCACACCAGUGCUGCGGCAAGCAAGGCGACUGUGACUCUCUCGCACUCGCCAGAUAUAGUAGCAGGUGUGCGCCCCGUGCCCAACUGCUCGUGCACGCAACAUGCCGACAUGUACUGUCUCAGACCUUACAAGGGCAAGUAGCUGGUGUCGAUGUAAGGUUGAGUGGUUCACCAAGAUGAAUGCUUACGUCCGUUCACAUUCUCCACAGAGCUGUGAAAACAACUGGAAUUUCUCCUAUCUUCUUUUCCUAUGUAUGUGUUCGACCUGAGAAACUUCUACUUCUUAACUUUGGGCUUUCCACGUCCUCCUUUUUUGCUGCUGCAUCCGUCCAACCACUCUGCUUCCACACAUUAUCAGCUGGAUACCUUUUUACCUCAGCGCUCAUUUUUAUUGCUCCGGCUUUUAUCUUAGAUGCCUAUGUAUUGCCGGCCGGCAAGUUCUGCUUUUGCUUUACCACUUUCUCUGAUGUUAUUUACAAAAAUUAAUAAUCUCUUCAUAUCCUGAGUUUUCUAUUUGUCUCUCUCUCUCUCUCUCUCUCUCUCUCUCUCUCUCUCUCUCUCUCUCU